UUUCGAUUAUUUUCCAAAGAUAAACAAGAGUUACUCUGGUUUUAUUAUUUGAAUUAGUUUGCCUAUUUCUUGCUACGGUACAAUGGUAAUUUGUACGUUCUAUUUGAAUAACAACUGCCGCUUUGGCUCCAAAUGCAACAAUGAUCACAUUGAUUUAUCUUCCGUCAUAAAAACUGAAGUGGAUGUUACACUCAAGGGUAACCAAUGGCCAUUAUCUUGUUUUGGUCCCUUCAAGGGACGCAACUGUGUGCCGAAUUUCGUCGAAGAUUACUCUUUCGAAGAGAUUCGGAUGAUGUUCCUGGAGGCAAAAAUACAGAACAACAUUGCAGGCCAUCAAAUGCAGUUAGCACAGAUGAUCAAUGAUGCAAAGCAGAAAAUGCAAUGGCUGUCCACUACCAACCGGGAUAUAAUGAAUAUUCUUAUCGAGAUUUAUAAUGAACAAGAGGACUCGGCGAAGCCACUAGCUGCUAAUCAAACUGGAGGCAAUCAAUUUGGGACACAAAUUAGUGGCACUGGAGCAUCCACUGCUGCUAGUAUUUUUGGAGGUGGAAGUCCCGGAGGGUUUGGAACGGCUAAUUCAACAUUCAGCGCCCCAACAAAUACUGCUGGAAAUAUUUUUGGAGCUGCUCCAAAUCAGACGACUGCCAGUAUUUUUGGUGGAGUAACAAGUGCUAAUGCAAUUGGGGGUAAUUUAUUUGUGAAGCCAGUCCAACCUGCAGUAACAACAUCCAACGUGUUUGGCAUUCCUGCUUUAGGACAACAGCAGCAAUCGAAUAGCGUUUUUGGUGCUCCACCCGUGUUCGGAGCAACAUCCGCAUCGAUAUUCAGCUCCGUGAAUCAACCACAAGCUUCAUCGGGAGGAGCCCUAUUUGGAGGUGGUGCUAUUGCCCCAUCCUCCGGGAAUCUUUUCACUCAACAGACUCAGUCGGCUUUUGGGCAACCGACACAAGCGCAGAAUCUAUUUGCAAGCACAGGUCAACCUCAACAAACGACGGUAUCCCCGUUUGUGGCAACCCCGGCCUCGACAACUGGUAAUCUUUUCGCUAAUAGCUCUUUUGGAUCACCAGUACAACAAACUGCUACGUCACAGCAGAAUGUAUUUUCAUCUGCAUUCGCUGCACCUGGUCAACAGACUUCCAAUCUUUUCGCACAACCCGUUCAACAGCAGCAACCAACGCAGGGUCUCUUUUUACCGGCACCACAAGCAACGCAGCCUAUUUCUGCAAUGACAAACCAGCCGGUCGCACCAUUUGGAACCCCAGCUCAAUCUGUCUUUGGAGGUACUAGUCAACAGAUAGUCCCACCGACGGUGGCUAUCCAGUCAGCCAAUUUGUACAGUCGACUGGAAGACCUAAGCAAGGAUCAGCUGGAUGCGUUCAAUGCGGAACGGUUCGAAUUGGGCAAAAUUCCUACCGUGCCGCCACCACGGGAGCUUUGCGGUUAACAUGAGCUUUUUAUGUCUAUGAUUUUAUUUUCCUCAAACUCGGACGGAUAAAAAUCGAUGUUUGAUGAAUAAAAGUGAAAGUAAUGAUAUUAGACGUCUUUUCUGUUUGUUGUCUAUGUGGCUUUCGCCACUAGUAAGUGCCAGUCUCCAGAAAACCGUUCUUCAAGUUCUGUUGAACGUUAAGUUAAACCAAUUUUCAGAAAAUAAUUUAUCA
Molecule: messenger RNA, 1658 nt
Organism: Topomyia yanbarensis
Lineage: Eukaryota; Metazoa; Arthropoda; Insecta; Diptera; Culicidae
Exons: 2
Coding region: 83-1444 (453 amino acids)
Molecular function (GO): metal ion binding
Source: RefSeq, a predicted model, not a curated record